GUAAUAAUUAACUGGAUAGUAUUCUUAUCUAUUACCUUGUGGCGGCCAAAACCUAAUCUAUUUCUGAUAAAACUAUAAUCAUACCUAAGGUAACUUGGUUGAUAACUUGUUGGUUCAUUUAAAUGGGCGGUGGUAAAUCUUUCUCUGGUGAAUUCCCCAGAAAUCUUGGAUAACGUUUCUGAACGCACCCCUACUUUCCAUAAAAUGAACUAAAUGAACAAAUGAACAAUGAACAUUGAACAAUAAUUCAGUAAAUUACACAAUAUUUAUUAACGUUUCCUGUUAAAAAUAAUUAUUAUAAUUUUUUUUGUAAAAUAUAUUAAACAAAAUUAUUUUUUUUUUAUUACCGAAAACAUCGUUGGGUGAAACGUAUUGUUAACGUUUGCUAUAAUAGAAACGUGUGUAAUGUGUUUGCAUCGUUACGUUGGCGUUUCGUGACGAGAGUCGAGACGACUCCCGACUAGUCCCGAGUAAACAACAAACAAAACAAUAAUAUUUCAUUGAACACUACAUGCUGCAAGUCGCGUUUCUAUUUUCACAUUUGUGAAGUUUGUCUUCGUUGAUAUAACGACUGAAUAUAAGAUAUAACUGAUAUAACUGUUCAUUUCCUACAUAAUAUAGGUAGUUUGCUGCUACUAUUAUUUGAUUUUUAUCAGUUUAAUACUGACAGUACUGUUAUGGUAGGCUGUGUACUUGGGAGUUUGUGAUUAAAGGGAUGCAAUUGAAAUUUAAACUUUUGUUGAAUGAAUGCAGUGUACUAAACCGACUCGGAUAUAUUUUUUUAUUUCUUAUUUACAUCAAUUAUACAUACAUCAUUUAAACAUAAUUUUAGGUGCAAAUGGCAUCAUUUAAUCAAAAUGUUGACGAAAAUAAACAGAAUGGUAAAAGGAAAUGGAAUGAAACGCACUCAGACAUGGAUCGAAAUUCUAAAGAAGAUGAGGACGAAAGCACAAGGACUGGUAAAUUAAAUUUGUUAUUAGUAUUAUAUAUGAUUAAUUAAUGCUUACAAUAAAGUAUUGACAGGUAAUACCACUAAUAACUAAAAAAUAAUAUUUUUAAUAAACAAAAAUAAAAAUACCUAGCAACUUCAAAUUUAUGUUAGGUACCUACUUACUUAAAUUUUUAUAAAUAUUUUAUUGAUAUAUAUUUAAAUAAAUAAAAUGUUAUAUUUUUCUUUACAUAGUUUGGUAGUGUGUAUUAUGUGCAUGUGUGUGAAUAACUUGAUAGGAGUUUAUUAAAUACAGUUAGUAUACCUACCUAUUAGUAUCUAGGUAUCUUUUUAAGUAUUUUAGGUAUAGUUGAUUAGACUUGUAUGAAUGUAUUUUCAAAUAAAACCCAUCAAACUAGUUAAGUACAUGAGAGCCAAGUAGGAUUAAAAAAGAUGGAACAGUCUAUACACCUAAUUAAUUAAUCAAGCUAUGCAUUUAUAUUAUCUCUGUCUAAAAAAUUAUAUUAAAGGCUAAUUUUCAUGUGAAUUAAAAUAACACUCAGGUACCUAAUAAUAUAUGUAGGUACUACACUUCACAAAUAUAAAUUAAAUUGCUCAGGUUUUAGGUUUUUGAAUGCAACUCCAAUUUAAGUAUUUAUAGAUUACAAUCAAUUUAUUAUUAAAAUCAUAAUAGGUUCCUAUAAUCAAAAUUUAACUUAGCAUUUGUUUACAAGAUUUAAUAAAUACAUAUUUAUUAAUAAAAAUUAAUAUGUACUAACUGUAAUAAUCUAGCUUCCAAUAAAGUAAAACUUAUUAAAUAUGUUUUAUUGUUUUAAUGUACUAUUCUAAUUUGUAUAAUAUGAUUAUUUGUUAAAAUGUAUACAUAUAAUUACUAGGUAGGUAAUUAUUUAAGUAUGCUGAUAAAUUUUAUGACCCACUUUUGAUGAAUGACUAUAUUAUUUAUGAUGGUUAUAGUAAUGAGAGUAGUUCUGAUGGUUAGCAUAUUGAACCAAAAAAAUCAAAAUAAUAUUCAUUACAUAGAGAUAUGUAAAUUUUGUAUAAUUUAUACCCAUAUUAAAUUAAUAAUAUAAAUAAAAACAGUAUAAAUGAAAUGCAUUUUAAAAGUGUUAUAAUUAUAAAAUCAAUUUAUUUGAAAAAUUAGCAACUGUUGGGUAUUGAACACAGAUCUCCUCAUUGCUAGCCCAGGUUAUGACCACUGCGCCUCACAUAAAAUUCAUUAAAAAAGGACUAAAUUACUUGUUUAGCUAACUAUGGAAAAAUUAAAAUUUAAUAUUGUUAUAACUCAAAAACUAAUGUUAUCAUUAGUUAAAUAUUUUAUAAAUAUUUUUAGCACCAUAAUUUUUAGUCUUAAUAUUGUACAAAUAUAUUAAAAAUAUUGUAUGAAUUAGUUAGUAGGUAUCUAAAGUCCAAUUAUCCCGAUAAUUAAUAAGAUAUUAUUUUACCUUAAUUUACUCAUGUUUUAAUUUCAAUUUAACUAUGGAAAAUAGGUACAUAGGUUUUCUAUAAAUUAUGAAAAAUAAUUUUGUUAAUUUAUUUAUCAUCAUAAAAUUGUUAGCCCUAGUAUUAUUAACAUUUUAAGUUGGGUAAGUAAUUAGUUUCAACUAUGGCGUAUCUGUAAAAUAGAUUAUAGUAUUAGGUAUGUAUACCAUUAACCAAAAUUUUGGACUGACUUUUUAAGAGUUUAAGCUAUGAAUUUAACUGAUAAUUUGUUGCUAUUCAUAAAUUAUUUAUAGCUAUUGUCUAUAUUAAUCAAGGAUAAUUUUAUCUUAUAUAACAGUAACAGUUUUACACUACAUGGUUUAAGCAACAUUAUUCAUCUUUGAUUUUUUUUUUCUUUUAAUUAUUUCUAUUGUUUAUUAGUAUACCAUAAAAUGUACAUCAUUCAUUUUUUUUAAUUAUACAAUGUGUACAAUGUACUAGGUUAGAUUUUACAUGUGUGUUUUUAAUAUUGAUGCUAUGUUGCAUGUCAUUAUGAGUACAAAAUAAAGUUUGCUUGUUAUUUUUGUAGAAGUUUGAAUUUAAUACUCUUUUACAAAGUAGAUUUUGAAAAUGUUAAAACUAAAAAGUCAAUAUUUAUUCAAUGUGUAUACUAUUACCUAUCCAUAAGUAGUAAGCACCCAAUUAAUAUGCAUAUUAAAUUAAAAAGGUAACAAAAAAAAAAAAAAUAGCCAUAGAAUAGAAUCUAAGCAUUAAGAAACUAAUGCAGCUAUUUCAAAUCUAAUGUAUAAAAUUAUGCAAUUGCAUUAAAAAACUAUUUGUUUUUAUAAAUUAAUAGGCUGCAUAAAUAUUUUUAAAGUAUUUAUAGGUAUCUUCCUAACAUUUUAUUAUAAGAAAAUGAUGAGAUAUAAUUGUAAAACUAAUAAUGAAUCUAAAAAUAUUAUUAAAAUAAAUUAAUAUGCUUAUAUUUAAAAAUUUGAUUCUAAAAUAAGUGACAGUUUUAAAAUUCAUAAGAUAAUAAUAUGGUACCUAGUGCUAUAUUUAUUUUUAGAUAAUAUUGAAUUACAUUACUUUUAAUGUUUUCUCAAUUAUUUGUUAUAGAUAUCUGAUUAUCAUUGUGAUAUUUAAAUCAAAUGUUACACAUUUAAAAUUUUCAAAAACUAUUGCAUGCUUAUUUAUUUGUUUGUUAAUGGUAAUCAAACUUUACAAUUUAUCAAUUUAAAAUAAUAAAUAAUGUACACUAAUUAUUAAAGCUUUUAACGUUCUUAAAUUUUGUAGAAAAUAUCAAGUUAAAUGCUUAUAUUUAAUAAUACACUUAAUUUGUACUUGUAUUUUUGCAUAUAUAAUUAAGUAUCUAUUUUAAAAUAGAUUAUAAUUUAAGUAUUUUUAUCAGAUAUAUUUGAUCAAAAUUGAAAGUUUAUAGCCAUAUUUCUGGGAUGUGAUUUUAAAAGUGAGUGUAUGUUUGAUUACAGUAGACCUACUUCUGUAGGUAGUUAAUUUUUUAGAUUACUUUAAAAUACUAAAACACCUCAAAUUUGUUUUAAUUUAUAAUUGAUAUCAAGUAAACAAAACAAAAACCAUAUAUUUUUAAUUGCAAAUAAAUACAAAUAAGUUUUUAUAUGAACAAUAUAAAAUGUGUCUAUUUCCUUAUUAAAAAAAUAAAUAAGUAUAAUAUAUUCAAAUAAUCCAUUUCAAUAAACAAUUUUAUUAUUUUAAAUAUCUUUUGACUAAAAUUUAAAAGUCAUAAUGUCUAUACUAAAUAUAUUAAAAGCAACUUUUUAAGUUGUCAAUUAUUCAUUAUCACUUAGGCUAAGUAAUUAAUUUUUACUUGGCCAUUAACACAAGUUUUGGUGGUUCCAUACAGAGAUGGAGCAAGGCUACCAGGAACUCUGCAAAACUCAACCAACCAUUCUAGUUGAAGAUUUCGAGCCAAUGAAGCCACUUGAAGAAGAAGAGUUAAUGGAAGCAUCUUUAACUACAGACCGUAAACAAGUUAUUGUUGGUAUAUGUGCCAUGAAAAAAAAAAGUUUUUCUAAACCAAUGAAAGAAAUUCUCAAUAGGCUUGCCGAAUUUGAGUAUUUAAAAAUGAUAGUUUUUGAAGAAGAAUUGUUAUUAAAACCUAUUGAAGAAUGGCCUAUUUGUGAUUGUUUGAUAUCUUUUCAUUCUAAAGGAUUUCCUCUUGAAAAAGCAAUAAAAUAUGCUGAACUGCGAAAUCCGUUGGUAAUAAAUCAUUUACCAACUCAAUACGCACUUCAAGAUAGAAGACAAGUGUAUUCAAUUUUAGAAUCUGAGGGAAUUUUGAUCCCUAGAUAUGCAGUUUUAGAUAGAGAGUCACAGGAUCCAAAUCUACAUGAAUUAGUAGAAUCAGAAGACCAUGUGGAAAUUAAUGGAGUUGUAUUUAAUAAGCCAUUUGUUGAAAAACCAGUUUCUGCUGAAGAUCAUAAUAUUUAUAUUUAUUAUCCUACUUCGGCUGGGGGUGGGAGUCAACGGCUUUUUCGAAAAAUUGGUAGCCGGAGUAGUGUAUAUUCUCCAGAAUCCAGAGUUAGAAAAACUGGAUCAUUUAUAUAUGAAGAUUUUAUGCCUACCGAUGGAACAGAUGUAAAAGUAUAUACUGUUGGUCCAGAUUAUGCUCAUGCAGAAGCACGUAAAUCACCUGCACUUGAUGGUAAAGUUGAACGAGAUUCUGAAGGUAAGGAGAUAAGAUAUCCUAUUAUCCUCAGUAAUUCCGAAAAAAUGAUUUCCCGUAAGGUAUGUUUAGCAUUUAAGCAAACUGUCUGUGGCUUUGAUCUUUUAAGAGCAAAUGGCAAAUCUUUUGUUUGUGAUGUAAAUGGAUUUAGUUUUGUUAAAAAUUCAAAUAAAUAUUAUGAUGAUUGUGCCAAAAUAUUAGGUAAUAUGAUACUAAGAGAGUUGGCACCUACACUUCAUAUACCUUGGUCAGUUCCUUUUCAGUUAGAUGACCCUCCAAUUGUCCCUACUACUGUUGGGAAAAUGAUGGAAUUACGGUGUGUUGUAGCUGUUAUACGACACGGGGAUCGUACUCCCAAACAAAAAAUGAAAGUUGAAGUUCGACAUUCAAAAUUUUUUGAUGUAUUUGAAAGAUAUGGGGGUAAAACUAAAGGAGAAGUUAAAUUAAAACAUCCUAAGCAACUUCAAGAAGUUCUAGAUAUUGCAAGAGCACUGUUAGAUGAAAUAGAGCAUCAUGAAGCCGAUCAAGAACUUGAAGAGAAAAAGAGAAAGCUUGAACAAUUAAAAAGUGUUUUAGAAAUGUAUGGUCAUUUUUCCGGAAUAAACCGUAAAGUUCAAAUGAAAUAUCAGCCUCAUGGGAGACCAAGAAAAGAACAAAGCAUCAAUUUUAAUCAAGACCCAUCACUGGUUCUUAUUCUUAAGUGGGGAGGUGAAUUAACACCUGCAGGAAGAGUCCAAGCUGAAAAAUUGGGACAAAUUUUUAGAUGUAUGUAUCCUGGAGGCCAGGGUAGAAAUUCAGAUACUCAAGGAUUGGGGCUACUUAGAUUACACUCUACAUUUCGUCAUGAUUUAAAAAUUUAUGCUAGUGAUGAAGGAAGAGUACAAAUGACAGCUGCUGCAUUUGCAAAAGGUUUGUUGGCUCUUGAAGGAGAAUUGACUCCCAUUCUUGUACAAAUGGUUAAGAGUGCUAAUACAAAUGGUUUGCUAGACAAUGACCGUGAUUCAAGUGAACAGCAGAAUAUGACUAAAGAACAGUUACACAAGUUAAUGCAGAAUGACCAUAUAUUUACUCCUGAAGAUCGAGCAAUGAUUAAUCCGUGCAAAGCCAUUAGUAUAGAUGAGGCAUUAGAUUAUGUUAAAAAUCCAGUUCAAUGUUGUGAAAUAGUGCAAGAAUUAAUACAGAAAUUAGUGGCUGUUGUGGAUUCUAAAAAAGAUGAUCCCAAAAAAGCAGAUACUGUACUGUAUCAUGGGGAAACUUGGGAACUUAUGGGGCAAAGAUGGUCGAAGAUUGAAAAAGACUUUUUUACUAAGAAUAAAAAAUUUGAUAUAUCAAAGAUCCCUGAUAUAUAUGAUUGUAUUAAAUAUGAUUUACAGCAUAAUCAAAGGACCUUACAGUUUGAAGAAGCCGAAGAAUUAUAUACAUAUGCUAAAUAUUUGGCUGAUAUUGUCAUUCCACAAGAGUAUGGGCUGGAUGUUGAUGAAAAGGUUACCAUAAGUCAAGGAAUUUGCACACCAUUGCUGAGAAAACUUAAAUCUGAUUUACAACGAAAUGUUGAAGAACCAUGUGAAGAAGUUGAAGACGAUGAAACCGUAAAUAGAUUAAAUCCAACAUAUUCGUAUGGUGUACUAAGUCCUAGAAGACAUGUUAGAUCACGUUUAUAUUUUACUAGUGAAAGUCAUAUACAUUCAUUAUUAUCUAUUUUGAGAUUUGGUGGUUUGUUAGAUAUGAAUAAUGACGAACAAUGGGGUCGAGCAAUGGAGUAUGUAAGUAUUGUUUCAGAACUCAAUUAUAUGACACAAAUAGUGAUAAUGUUAUACGAAGAUCCUACUAAAGAUGUAAAAUCCGAAGAAAGAUUUCACGUAGAAUUACAUUUCAGUCCUGGUGUUAAUUGUUGUGUAAGGAAAAAUUUACCACCCGGUCCUGGUUUUCGACCACAAACCGGUAGUAAUUUCAAAACCAAACAGAAAGAUUAUGAAGAAGACGACUCUUUAGACGAAGAUGAAGGUCAUAGUAGAUUUUCUGUAACUGAACCACAAAUUGAAGAAGAUCAUAGCCGUUUUUCUAUUACUGAAGAUGAUAAAAAAGAAUCUUCUGAAACCCCUCUAUUUUCUGAAGAUGAUACUUGUGAUGGACCUCCUAAGUUCAAAUUUUGUCAACCUCAAAAUGCUACUGCCAAGAGACAUUGUUACUUUUCACAUUUGUUUUCUGCAUCGCCACCAACCAGUAGUUUGUUUAGUACUGCUGUGAUUAGUGGUUCAUCCAGCACCUCAGAUUUACAUGAUUUAAUGACUGGGCCUUCAGGCUAUGCUGGAUCAAUAAUUGGUUGUGAUGGGGUUCCACCAAUAAGGCCUUUAGAAACUUUGCAUAAUGCAUUGUCUUUGAAUCAAGUAAUAACUUUUUUUGAUAAGGUCAUUAAUAAUCAAGAACCGAGUUCACCAGAAAUUUGGCCAUAAUGUUUUAAGGAUAUAAAUUUGUUUAUUUAUACUAAUAUUAAAAUGUAUUAUUAUUUGGUUAGAAUUAUUAAGUAAAUGAUAAAUACAAUCUCGAAAAUUAAUAUUGUGUACUUGAUAAUUGAACAGUGUAUAGAUUAAAAAUAUUUAACACCAAUCAUUUUUAAACUUAGUACUUAUUACAUUUAUAAAAUAUGUUAUUUACAAUUUACAAACCUAUGAAUGUAUACCAAUCUAUAUGCAUUAUAAUAAUUUAAAUGUAUAUUUGCCAACGGUUCUCAAACUUUUUUUGUCAAAGCCUUUAGAAUUUAUAUAGCUUUAUAUUUCAUAAGAUAAGGCAAUUAAAUAAUUACUAUGAGUAAUAAUACAAAUAUAUAUAUAUAUAUAUAUAUAAGAAGAGGUUUAGUAUUAUAUUUAAAUGAUUAAAUAAUGCUAUAGAAUUUAUAUUUAAAAAUUAAAACAAAUUAGAUAUUUUUUUAGAAAAUAUGGGUUAGUUCUAAGUAUUGUUUGAGAGUCGUUAUACUAAAGAAUAUUAUAGUAAUAUUGAUGUUUACAAUGUUGAAAUUGUAAGUUAGCGCAAUAUUAAUUAUUUUAAGUACCUGAAGUUGUAAAUAUUUUAUUUUGUUGAAUAUUUUUGUGGACCAUAAAUAUAUAUUUAAUUUGUUUAGCAAAUUAUUAUGAUUUUUUUUAUAUAUAUAAAUUGUAUAAAGGUAAUAUUAAUCCCUUAUUAUUUAUUACCUAGUUAUUAAUACAACUUCUCCAUACUUUGCAUACUAAAGUUAUUUUUUAAUAAGUUUUUUUAUUCUUUAUUAUGAUUCUAAUCACUUGCAUUGAUACGGAUCUUUGUAAAUUUAUUUUAAAUAACUUAUAAAUAUUUAAUAGGCACUAUAAUAUAUAUUUAUAACACAUUUUUUAAUAUUUGUUAACUAUCACUAGUUACAAUAUUUUAUAGCGGAAACUUGUACAAUAUAGUAUUGUUUUAUUCGGAUAUUAUAUGUAUUUAUAAAUUUUCAACUCGGUAACAACAGGCCUGGAUUUGAAUGAAUAUCUGAUGACUAAAGAUAAUACAUAAAGAGAUGAUAUUAAAUUAUUUAAUUAAUGCAAACUAAAAUUUUAAGUUUGAAGUAUGUACAAAAUCGUUGACAAACUUUAAGUUGGUAUUAAUUUUUUAAAUCUUAUAAUACUUACUUAUUGUUUUUUUAAUUUUUUUGGCCAGAGUUAAGAAAAUACCCAUAUAAUCUUUAAGUAAAAUUUUAUAUUUCUCUUUUUAAACAUGCCAUAAGAAAAUGCAACAAAAUUUAAAUUUAAACCUAAUCUACAUACAGUUCGUGUACAAAAUAAUGAUGAUAAUAAUAAUAAAAUAUAUUUUUUAGUACAAAGUUAUGUUUAAUAAAAUUAUACAAAACCAAUUACUGAAUUAUCAUUUCAACAAAUACUAACAAAUUAUGGCUCAUAAAAAUUUGCAAGUUGCAAGAAAUGAAGAAAAUAAAUUAUGACUCUAAAACUAAUUUGUCUAUUUAUACAUUAUAGAAAAAAUAAAAAUAAGAAGUACAUUUUAUAAAAAUUAGAUAUUUGCUUUUAUGCUUUUAUAUCUAGGAAGUGGAUAUUAAAAAAAAAAAACAAUUUGAGAAUUAAUUAAAUUUGUUUAGAGUAUUGUUGAGUAACAUUUUUUUGUAGGCAAAAUAUUAUUAAAUAAAUAUUUGCCAUAGGUGUUUAAUUGUAUGUAAUUAGAUAUAUUUUAAAUAACAUAAGUUUUUGUAGAUAUCUACAAAUGUAUAUUAAAAAAAAGUAAAAUACCAAUUUGAAUAAAAAAAAUUUUAAAAACUGCUCAUUAAAUAACUAUAGAAAAAAAAACAAGCUAGAGUAUUUUAGUCUAGUAAUGUAGUAACUGUUUUACAUUGGACAGUCACAGUAAAGUUCUGUAAUUUUAAAAUUUGCAUUCAUUAUUAUUUAUUAUGUAGUGAAUGACAAAUGUAAUAAAAAUAAUUAUUUAUUAGUAGAUUAUGGGAAUUCCAGUUUGGUCAUCGUUUUUAUUUAUGCUAUGUAGAGAAAUCUGUUGUUUUUUUUUUUCAUAUAAUGAGUGAAGGUUUUUUUUAUUAAAUUAAACAAAUAAAGUAAUACUAUUAAAAUAACUUAAUUUUGAGUAUUUAAUUUAAUUUUUGUUUAAUGGAAAAUGUGAACUUAUCAAUGGAAUGUACAAUCUGCCAUUAAACAAAUGGUACACUACCCUUUAAAUUUUGUAUAAUUUUUAUUUGUUUAAAAAUCAAUUUUAAUUUAAUUUUUUAUUGUUUUAGAUCAUUGGGUGAAAAAAGUGCAUCGUUUAUGCCCGUAUUUAGACACAAUUAACCGUCAGGUUUUGGAUUUUGAUUUUGAGAAAUUGUGUUCUGUAUCAUUGUCGCGAAUCAACGUAUAUGCAUGUUUGGUUUGUGGCAAAUAUUUUCAAGGUAAUAUCAAUAUUUAUGAUUUUAAUCAUUUUUUUUUUUUUUUGGACAUGCUCCAAUCAAAAUAAUAAUGGUAUAUAAUUAUAAUAAUAAUAUGUUCUAUUCAUCACUGCAGGUCGUGGCACUAACACCCAUGCCUAUACUCACAGUGUCGCCGAAAGUCAUCAUGUCUUUUUAAAUUUACAAACCUUGAAGUUCUACUGUCUGCCUGACAAUUAUGAAAUAGUUGGUUAGUAUAAUAACUUAAUACACUUACCUACCUGCUCCAUCUAUAUCAUGUAUAUUUGCAUAAGUAUUAUUAUGAAAAUUUGUUCUUAUCCUAUUAUGAAUAGAUUCUUCGCUGGAUGAUAUUAAAUAUGUACUGAAUCCAACUUUUACGUCUAUACACAUCGCUGAACUCGAUAAAAGUGAUAAAUUGUCCCGGGCAAUUGACGGGACACUAUACUUGCCUGGUAUAGUGGGCCUAAACAAUAUCAAAGCAAAUGACUACUGCAAUGUUAUUUUACAAGCACUUUCAAACGUGACUCCAUUGAGAGAUUAUUUUCUGGAUGAAAAAAACUAUGCAAAAGUCAAACGGCCACCUGGGGAUAGUGUAUUUUUGUUGGUGCAAAGGUUUGGAGAACUCAUGCGAAAAUUGUGGAACCCGCGAAAUUUUAAAGCGCACGUAUCGCCUCAUGAAAUGUUACAAGCAGUUGUAUUGUGGAGUGGCAAAAAAUUCCAGUUUACAGAACAAGGUGAGCAUAAAAUUAAUUAUUAAAAAUAUAUAUAUCUAUUUUUUUUUUUUUUUUGUUUAUUAAAAGUUAUGGGAUAAUACCCUCAAGUCCAAGCGAUUUUAAAUAACCAAAAACAAAACCAUAGAAAAUAAAUAAAUAAUCUUUCAUUAUCUAUGAACUAAAGAGUAUUUAUAAUGAGUCCAGGACUUUUCAGAGCUGCGGAUUUGGCGCUGCUAUUUUGGCGUUGCCGUUUUGACGAUAAAGCCAAAUUACAUGCUACAGUGAAAAUUGUUUUCAUUGGUAAUUUUAGUAUAAAAUAAUAUGUAAUUAAUAGUCAAAUAUUUUUAUUAUAUUGAUGAUAUAAUUCAAAUAAUAAUAAUUAUAAUAAACGUCAUUUCAAAUUUUCUCAGAUGUUGCUUAUAUCAAUUUAGUGUUAAUUACAAACUAAAUAUUUGUGGGUUUUAUAAAAAAACAUAUAGAUAAAGUAAAUUUUUUCAUUAUAUUAAUAUAUCAGAUGCCAAUAUGUCAUAUGUGCAAAUAUGACUGUAUUGAAUUUUGAGAAAAUGGUCGCUUACACCUUUUAACAGCCUUCUAAUAAUCAAAUUAUUAAAAUGAUCUAUUAAAAAAUUGUAAUAUAUGUAAAAUUACCAAAAUUGAAUAGCAUUAAUAAAUAAGUAGUAAUUAAAAUUAAAAUUGUCCCUAUUCAUUGGUUAGGUAUUAAUUAUUCUUUUAUCUUAGGUGAUCCAAUUGACUUUUUAUCGUGGUUCUUGAAUUCUUUACAUAGAGCAUUAAAUGGCAAAAAAAGUCGAAAUUCGAGUAUUGUUUACAAAACGUUCAUGGGUAGUAUGCGUGUAAAAACACGUAAGAUUCCCCCUGUUGAAUUGGAUGAAAAACAAAGAUUUAGUUUGUUGUGUACUGACGAAUAUGCUGAACAUGUGUCCGAAUCACCAUUUCUUUACUUAACUUGUGAUUUGCCACCACCACCGUUGUUCAAGGAUGAAGUCAUGGAAAACAUAAUUCCUCAAGUAUACUUAUAUAAAUAUAUGUUAUUUUGCACACAUAUACACAAAUAAUAUAUAACAGAAAUACAACCACAGUGUGAUGACUGAUGAUUGUAUAAUUCACUAUAUUUAUUAUGACUGACUAAAUUGUUUUUUAGGUCAGUUUAUAUUCCCUUCUGACCAAGUUCAACAAUGAAUCGGAAAAAGAGUAUAAAACUUAUAAGGAAAAUUUUAUGAAACGGUUCGAAAUCACACAACUUCCGCCGUAUUUAAUUUUGUACAUCAAGGUAUUAAUGAUAACUUAGCAAAUCUAUUAUAAUGACUAAUUGAUGUUGUGCUUGACUUGGAAAAAAAUUGUAUGGCUUUAUGAAAAUGAUGAUGAUCUAUAAAAAAUGUGUGUUUCUGACAGUAUCAAUUACUUAACAUACCAUCUUAUACAAUCCAAUUAAAAAAGUAUAUUUAAAAAAAAAUUAAUUAGGGUGUUCAAUCCCUUACACCUUUCCCUCAAGUCAAGUGCUGUUUAAUAAUCAAUGUUAUUCUUUUGUAUGUAUUUAACCUUGAAUAUUGUUUCAGCGGUUUACAAAGAACACAUUUUUUGUUGAAAAGAAUCCUACCAUUGUAAACUUUCCUGUGAAGUAUGUAUAAUAAACAUUAUACACCUUAUAUAAUUAUUUACUGAUUUCUCAAAAAUGAAAAAAAAUCAUACUAUACUUCAUGUUUAUACAAACAUACCUAUUUUCAGGAAUGUAGACUUUGGGGAUAUACUAACUCCCGAGGUGAAAGCGAUGCAUAAAAAUACUUCCUAUGAUUUGAUUGCAAACAUUGUGCAUGAUGGGGAACCGAAUAAAGGAACAUAUCGAGUACAUGUACUGAAACAAGGAAAUAGUAAAUGGUAUGAGAUGCAAGAUUUACACGUAAAUGAUAUACUUCCGCAGAUGAUUACCCUGACUGAAGCAUAUAUUCAAGUAAUUAUUAUUAAAACUGUUUGUUGAUCAAGACAAAAAAAAAAAACAACUGUAUAAUAUAUAAUAGUGUUAUGAACAAUUUACUAAUGAUGAAAAAUAUUUUUCAGUCAAGUUUUUAAUUUUUAAUUUUGAACUUUGAAUUACUGAAUACAAACAUUUUAUGAAUUGCUGAAGGUAUAAUUUUUUUUUUUUUUUUUUAAUGCUGGCAUUUUAUAUAAUCUGGUAGUAUGAUAGUAUUGUUUACAAAAUUGUAUUAAAUUUGUUCUUUGAUUUUUUGAUAGAUAUCUACAAACUUAUAUAGGAUAGAUAAGGGCGGCGUAUGGCAUUACAUUUUUAUGAUUUAAUUCUUAGGUCAGAAUUGGAUUUUUAUUUUUUUUUUCUUAUGACCACAUAUUUUAGUUUUGAAAUGUACAAAAUAAUAGGAUAUUUGUUGAUCAUACACAUAAUUUGCCUAAUCAUCUACGUAAAGUCCAAUACAAUACCAAUUUUAUAGAUACAUAUUAUAAUAAUGUUGACAAAUAAAUUAAUUCUUCACAUUGGUGUGCAAUAUGUUAUUUAAUGAUUCAUAAAAUUAUUUGCUAUACAGGGAAAAAAUGUAAUCUGAACAAGAUAAGAUUAUUAAAAACUUAAUAUUUAACCCAUAGGUAUGAUAUGGUAGGUACAAGUAUUAUAGUAUUAUUAUAGUAUUAUUAUCAGUAACAUGCUCUAUAGGUAUAUUAUAAUAUCAUGUUGUAGAUAAGUACAAAUCGUAUAAAAUGUGAAUACGCAAUACCUAUGUACCUACUUGAAGAUAUUAUAUAGAGAUUUUGAAUGGCAUCUAAUCGAUGGGAAACAUGAUACGGUAUAAAUCCAUACAAUAGGUACAAACAAAUUAUUAGGUUAAAAUAUAAAAACAAAAGAAUAAACAAUAUAUUACCUGUUCACAAUGCAAUUAUUCUUAGGUUUAGGAGUUUUUUAGAUAAUAAAUUGUUGUUUAAUAAUAGCAGAUCAUUACCGUUGAACUUGUUGUUUUUGAAAAUACUUAUUGCACACAUUUUGCCUGUGGUUCAAACUAUUUUUGUUUUAUUUAGUUUCUAAAAAUGAACAAUAUUAUAGCAUUGUUAACCAUUAUUUCCUUAGAAAUUUCACAACAAAUUUGAUAUUAUUAAUCUAUAAAAUACUGAUUUAUAAAGAAAAUUUGAAUUAUAGUAGACAAAUAUUUUUUGUGGUCCUACCCCCUCAACAUAAAAAAACCAAAUAUGGUUGAUUGCAAAUCCAUUCAUCUAACACAAUAUAAAGAAGCGAUUGCAGUCAUGUUAUUAAAUGUUAUUGAAUAAUACUAAAAAAAAAACUAUGUUAUUGGAGUCUGGAUAUUAUACUGUUAAAAGUUUUAAUAAUAUAUUGUAUUUUUUUUCCAGAUUUACAAGCUCAGAAGUGAUAAAUAAUUUGUACAUUUGAUUUGGAAAUAAAUUUUAUUUAUUUUAAAUAAUUUAUUAGUGUCAUUUUUAUAUGUAUUUCAUUCAUUUAAGAAAUUGGCAAAUAAAAAUAAAUUAAAUUAUAUUAAUGUGUUUUGGAUACCUAGUAAUAUUGUGUAAAAAUAUAUGUAAGCAUAUUCAUAUAUAUGUUUUAAAUAGGUACCUAUUAAAAGUAACUCAUUCAAUUUUGCAUGUAUGAAAAUAUAAUAUUGUAUUGUGCAAAUUUUAUUUCAUAAAGAAAAAUUACAUUGAAUAUUGUUUCCGAAACCAUAACAAUAUAACACAUUUAUUAUUCAUGGCCUUAAUAAUAAUAAUGGUUUUCUUACGAGUGAAUUCCCGAGUAAGUGUUAUCGGACAAACAAAUCAUAUAAUUACGGUUUGUUCGAGUUUCUGUAUAAUUAUUAAAAGCCAAUUGAUUAUUAUUAAACAAUAUAACAUUGUACUAGUGUAUAAUUUGUGUAGAUCAAUCUUUAUUCAUCUAAGUGCUGUAUGUAUGUUUUUUACUUUUUUUUAUUAAUAAGUAUUAUUAGAUACCUAUUGUACUAGUGUAAGAUUAAAACAAAUGUAUUUUUAAUAUUUCCUCCUUUGUUUGAUUAGUCUUUAAUUUAAAACCAUAUUUUUCGAUUUGUUUGACGUACAGAA
Messenger RNA from Cinara cedri, 14738 nucleotides. The record is from the annotation of a GenBank genome assembly. NCBI's taxonomy places the organism in Eukaryota, Metazoa, Arthropoda, Insecta, Hemiptera, Aphididae.